Molecule: messenger RNA, 2488 nt
Organism: Sebastes umbrosus (honeycomb rockfish)
Lineage: Eukaryota; Metazoa; Chordata; Actinopteri; Perciformes; Sebastidae
Exons: 11
Coding region: 211-1248 (345 amino acids)
Cellular component (GO): nucleus
Molecular function (GO): DNA-binding transcription factor activity
Source: RefSeq, a predicted model, not a curated record
GGGAGGCAGCAGUGAACUAAACUGUAUCGAGUCUACCGGAAACAGGAAGAAGAAGAAGAAGAAGAAGUCGAAGUCCAAGAGGAAUCACAACCAGACAGUGGUUAUACACAGUCUGAGCUCACAUUCAAACAAACCUGCUGGAUAACGUGGUAUUUUCAGCUCCAAUCCUCGGUUGUGUCCCAGUCAGUCCCAGGACUUCUGUGGUUGAAGAUGGCACAGAAAGAGAGAAGAACAGAGAUUGGUGAGGAGCAGCGGGAAAUUUUGAAAUCCUUUUUUAGGGAGGGAAUGAUGCGUGUUGGUUCACCUUUAAUACCAAGUGCUGCAUCAGCUACUGGUUUGGAAACAUGCGUCAUAGAGAACUGGAUUGGAAACUACAAAAGGUCCUUUAAAGCUUCUUGUGAGCCUCGGCGCUCAAAACUGAAACUGCACACACGAGAGCUGACGCCAUACAAUCUUUUUUGUAGAGACCUGCUCAGAAACAAAGGCACAAUGAACGAUAUUAAGGGCAGGUGGUCCACUUUAGGGGACGACGAGAAGCAGGAAUACUAUGAAGAGGCAGCAGCACUGAGGGCGCAAGGGCAGGCAGAGGACCUUAGCCCUGAGAUGAGGGAGCUCAAAAUUAAAAGGCAUCUGAAGCAGCUGAAGUUAGAGGUGUCCAAGCUCGAGGCUUUGGGUGUGGAAACGGCCAUUUUCUCGUUCGACCGCCAAAAGCACUGCUCGAAGGCGUACAAACUGAGCAGCAAAGGAGCCGCCGACUUCCUUGACACAACGGACGCGGCGAACAACUUUGCACUACAUUUCAGAGCAGGCUCCUCAGCCUCAACAGCCAGUCCCAAAGAUCAAGUCGAUGUACUGGUUAAAAAAGUGCAGGAACUAUUCAACCAAAAAUAUAGGGAGGCUGGAGGUACUGGAAGGCUCCCCUACCAGUCCCUGUUGAAUCAAAGCAUGAUCAUAAACGCUGCUGGACUGCCCAAUGGCCUUACCCUCAGGAAACCAUCCUUUUAUGGAAGGAAACAAUUAGAAGCCAUUUUAGAAGACGCAGAGCACAUUUCAUUUGAAAUAAACACAGCAGUUGGCAUCCAGACGGAGUCGGAGGAAGAGAUGUUUGAGGCCAUGUGUGGAGAUGAUGCACAGCAAAUGAAAGAAGAGUCCUCAGAAACAGACAGUGAUGUAGCCGUGGUGUGGCAUGUGGUCCCGUCAUCUAGCUGUGAGGAAACAUCUACCAAUCUUCUUUAUCGGAAGUGGUGACGCCUAAACUGGAAUAUGGAUUCUCCCACCAGGGCUCUGCAGAGGGUGUUAACCUACGGUAUAAGCAGCUGUCACUGAAAAACAUUACUGUUUCAUAUAGAUCUGCCACUUAAAAGCCAAGAUGAUACUUGAAAUGGUUCACUAAGACAAUAUUUUGCACACAACUGUCUAAUCCCAGAUGGUUCCAUGAAGGUUUGCUUUCAUUUGUGAUCAUGAAUGAUGUGGUACGAUGUUUCCCUCUAGGUUGACUGCUUUGGCCUGCCGGAUAGGCUGAAUUACACGGAAAUGUCGGUGUAUAAAAUCAUGCUCAAGACAUCUGGACUUUUCCAUUCGAUGUAGCAUAAUGCUCCCAGUGCAGCCAUAAAAACGGCAUCUUGGGUUUGAACAUUUCACUCAAUAUGAGUGUUGUUAUGAUAUAGCUUCAAUGAAGCGUUGGAGAGCAGAUGCAGAAUAUAUUAUGUAACAUUGUCUUACAGUGUGAAAAAAAGAGUAAUUUUUACUGGCUAAUUUUGAAGCUAAUGGGGAAAUUUAAGGAGAAAUGCGAUUAAUUGUUUUAUUACUUAACUAGAAAUGAUUUAGUUUACCAAUUAGCCACGACAAAAGCUAAUAUGACAUCACUGAAAACCUCAAAGCAGACACUUAAAAACAUGCUAAUUAGUAAUGCUAACUGCUUAGCUACAAUAUAAGCAAACGUUUUUGCAAGCUAGCACAAGAUCAGCACAGAAAGCAUGUAAUAAUAUCUAGCAAUUCUAUAUCUUUUUUGUUUUGUUUUCACUUCUUGACUGAAUAAUCACAGUUUAAAUGCUCUCAUUUUAAAUUGUCUUCCCUGAAAAUACCAUAAAAAUGGAGGCCAACAGCUGCAAAUAAACAUGGAGAUGAGAGGAUAUCACUUCUGCGAUCCAAAUUAUUGAGUCAUCGACAACUUAUGCAACACGCUACCUUAGUGAAUGUUGAGUAAUAUAUCACAUGGGGACGUAUACUGAGAAUUACUUGAGGUGUUUUCCAUCUUGAAGCACAUUCUGCCUCGUGCAAGAUAAACGUAUCCUCUCAUGUAUUGUUCUGAAGGCCGUUGGUUUGUGCCUCUCAAGACCUGCUUCAAGGUUAACUCAUUAUUCAAGCACCGUAGAUAUAACUUCAGGCAUGCAACAACCUUGGUGAAAUCUACAACACUGACAUUUUUUUUUCCUAUCUUAUAUCUUUUUUUUAUUGUAUUUUUAAAUAAAAACAAAUUAAUAAUUAA